CAAUUAUUCGCCUAUUAUUUGUUUAAACUUGUUUGUGUGUUUUAUUAAAAUUAACGUUUUAUUAAAAUGAGUUGGAAAGAUUUUGAUAUUUUAUUCGGUGAAAUUUUCAAAGACUACUCAUAUACGAGUAAACCUGGAACAUCUAGAAUACCGUCUUCUCCGCUUAAUAAAAAACAAAACAGAAGCAUCAUGAAUGAAGAGUACAUCCACAAGAAGUUUCGGUAUAAAAGAUAUUUCGAAAAGCAGAAAUUUGAAGAAGCUGUGGAGAAAUAUAGAAGAGAAGCAAUACAGAGGUUUUCCAACUUUGAUCACAGUUAUUGUGCACAAACCUGUUCAGAUGGAUUUACAAGAUGUUUGAAUACUGGCGAAGCUCCAAAUUUUCCUGCAACCAUUGAUGAACACUCACAACUUACAAAGGCGUCAAGUGAGACAGACACAGCAGACGAUAGAUCGUCAACUCUUACAAGUAGUGAAACUGAAGAGCAAAUGUUGCUUCUUUACGACGAACAAAAUUCAGCAACUUUCAGUGGGAAAAUAUGAGAGUUUGCCUUGAUGACGACUAUGUUUUAAAAAAUUGGUUAGUUUGUGUUUUUUUAAAUAGGUUAUAGACCAAGAGGCAGCGCUGAAAAAACUAUUUGAAUUUACU
Molecule: messenger RNA, 646 nt
Organism: Diabrotica virgifera virgifera (western corn rootworm)
Lineage: Eukaryota; Metazoa; Arthropoda; Insecta; Coleoptera; Chrysomelidae
Exons: 2
Coding region: 67-540 (157 amino acids)
Source: RefSeq, a predicted model, not a curated record